GGAAAGAUAUAAACUUUAUAUAAUCAAAGAGAGAGAGAGAGAGAUGGAACACACAUCAAGAGCAUUAGUCCUAGCUUUAGCUCUAUGCCUUGCCGUUCUGAUCACUCCAGGAGCGGCUCAUGACCAACCACCACGAUCAGAAUCUCCACCUAGCUUUCCCAUCGACUUAGAGAAGUGCUGGUCAUCUCUCUUCAACGUCCAUGGAUGUGUACUGGAACUCUUCCAGUCGGUUUUCUCAGGCAAGUUUGGACACGUUGGAACCGCGUGCUGCAAGGCGUUUUCGACCAUAGAUGCUAACUGCUGGCCUCACAUGUUCCCAUUGAACCCCUUCUUCCCACCUCUUCUUAAAGACAAUUGUGCUAACCUUGUUCCAAACUUACCCUAAUCAUAAGUGAGAGUGAAGUGGACCAUU
Brassica oleracea var. oleracea is the source of this 412-nucleotide messenger RNA. RefSeq names its product egg cell-secreted protein 1.4-like. Gene Ontology annotation, cellular component: vesicle; extracellular region. The record is from RefSeq and is a predicted model, not a curated record. The transcript has a single exon. Lineage: Eukaryota; Viridiplantae; Streptophyta; Magnoliopsida; Brassicales; Brassicaceae. The coding region runs from base 44 to 385 and encodes 113 amino acids. Gene Ontology annotation, biological process: regulation of protein localization to cell surface; regulation of double fertilization forming a zygote and endosperm; double fertilization forming a zygote and endosperm.